Messenger RNA from Penicillium brevicompactum, 1620 nucleotides. Its product is annotated as cellobiose dehydrogenase. The transcript is spliced from 2 exons. NCBI's taxonomy places the organism in Eukaryota, Fungi, Ascomycota, Eurotiomycetes, Eurotiales, Aspergillaceae. The coding region runs from base 1 to 1620 and encodes 539 amino acids. The record is from RefSeq and is a predicted model, not a curated record. Gene Ontology annotation, molecular function: oxidoreductase activity, acting on CH-OH group of donors; flavin adenine dinucleotide binding.
AUGAAGUUGUCCCACGCCGCAGCGGUUGUGGCUGCCAUUGGCACCACCUCGGCCUCCUCCUUCCAAAACAGCACCUACGACUACAUCAUCGUCGGCGGUGGUCCCUCUGGUAUAAUCACUGCCGAGCGCGUCGCAGAAGCCGGAAAGAAGGUUCUUCUCAUUGAACGCGGCUAUGGCCCAACUGUCUCUACCGGCUCUAAUGAAACCCUGGUGUGGAACAACACCCUCACCGGAAUUGAUGUUCCUGGUCUGUCCGGUGACAUCGGAAGUCUCCCUCAAUGGAAUGAAUACAUUUGCACAGAUACCGCUGGUCAAGCAGCCUGUGUGUUGGGUGGUGGUGUUACAGUGAACUAUAUGGUCUUCGUGCAUCCCCCCGAGCGCGAUUUCAAUGACAAAUGGCCUCUGGGAUGGAAGUGGUCCGAUGUGAAGUCGGCUGCUGGCCGUUUGUAUGAUCGGAAUGCCGGCUCCACCUUGCCAUCGCAGGAUGGCAAGCUCUAUGACCAGGGCUUGUAUUCUACGAUGAAGGGAUUCUUCAGCAACCUGGGAUGGAAUUCGGUUGAUAUGAGCAAGCAGCCUAAUGAGAAGUACCAGGUCUACAGCCAUCCUGCGUGGAAUAUUGAGAACCAGAAGCGCGCUGGUCCUGUACGCACCUACCUACCUCUCGCCGAGAAACGUGACAACUUCCAGCUCAGUAUGGGUACCAAGGUUCUCCGACUUUUGAGAACGGGUGGUCAGAUUACCGGUGUCGAAGUGCAACUGCCGUCUAACGAGACGGAAAUCAUUACCUUGCCCCAGGACGGUCGUGUCAUCCUCUCUGCGGGCGCUUUGUCCACUCCUCGCGUCCUCUGGAAUUCAGGCAUUGGUCGUAAGGAGCAAAUCAAGGUUGCGCAGGAGAGCGGAGUCAGCCUCCCAGCUGAACAGGAAUGGAUCAACUUGCCCGUCGGUGAGGGUUUGAAGGAUCACCCCAUCUUCCCCUUCGUUGUGAAGACCAAUGGUUCAUUCAAUGUUCCCGAUUAUGCCGCUAUUGUGAAUGGCUCAGACACCACUGAUAUCUCACUCUAUGCCGAGGGAGAUGGUUUAUUGGCACAAGGCAAGCACCGCAUGAUUUUCUUCACGUCAAACGACGUGGACGGUCAGACUCGUUACUACCAGGGAUCAUGCGCUCCAUCUGCCGAGAAUACUGUGUCCAUCACCGCUUAUAUGACCCACAGCGCAACCUCCUCCGGUGCCCUCGGUCUCGAUGUUGACGGCAACACUAUAUUCCUCAAAUCUCCUUAUCUCAAUACCAUGGGCGAUCAAGCUGCAGCACAGACUUUUGUGCAGGGCCUGAUUGACGAUGUGAACGCUGCCGGAUGGGAGCUCGAGACCUACACCAAUGCUUCUUCCAUUAUCGAGAACUACACCCAAGGUGUUCACUGGACCACCACCGCUAAGAUCGGUACUGAUGAUGGACGCAAGAUUGGUGGCUCAUCCGUCGUCGAUCUUGAUACUAAGGUCUACGGCACCAACAACCUGUUCAUUGUUGAUGGAAGUAUCCACCCCGACCUUCCUAGCGGCAACAUCCAAGCCACUAUCAUGGUCGUGGCCGAGGCCGCCGUCGCCAAGAUUCUUGCCUUGUAG